GCCUCUCCCAUAGGGGCUGAUCCCUCCCUCACACUCACUGUCACUGCUCCUACCGGCUGCAAGAAAUGGGGGAGAUUCCGAGUCUGGUGAAGAUCGCCGUCUCCCUGAAGAUCCAACCCAAUGACGGGCCGGUCUACUUCAAGGUGGACGGGCAGCGCUUCGGCCAGAACCGGACAAUUAAAUUGCUAACGGGAGCCAAAUACAAAAUCGAUGUCGUUCUGAAACCUGGAGCUGUCAGAGCCACGACCAUUAAUUUAGGAGGUGUGAUCAUUCCCCUGGAGGAGAAAUCAAGGGACCCUCAGCAAGCCUGCUAUACAGCGUUCUAUGAUACAGAAGGGGUUGCACACACCAAAAGCGGGGAAAGGCAACCACUUCAAGUUAUCAUUCAGUUCGAAGAAAUCGGGAGCUUCGAGACUGUAUGGCAAGUCAAGUUUUACAAUUACCACAAAAGAGAUCAUUGCCAGUGGGGAAACAGCUUCAGCUGCAUUGAAUAUGAGUGCAAGCCCAACGAAACCCGCAGCCUUAUGUGGAUAAACAAAGAAAUGUUCCAUUAAAGGUUUUCGGAAGCAUCCAAGGCUGGACAAUCCCCUGCAAAAUCUACAACCAGCACAAAAGGCUAAUCAGCCUUAAACUCACGACACCUAACGCAUAUCACAAGCUACAACAGCGGUUUUGGCUAUGGCCACUAUGUUGAUGUUUAUUUAAAUGGAAUAUUAUUGAUUUGUUUGUAUUAUUUGUAAAGGUUUCCAUUAGUGUUGCUUAAUAUAUAUAUAUAUUAUUUUUUACUUACCCUUGUGAAAUUAUGUAAUUUGCGCAACCUCUGUUUACUCUGUAGUUCCAUUCGGAAAGCUAGUACCUGAAUAGUUCUUUAGAUUAUUGUAGAAUAGAAGGAACAUAGCCGAUUCUAUUUUCUAUAUGAUCUGCCUUUGUUCUGCCACUUUGUGGAGAAAAAAUUGUCAGUAUGUUUUCCUUUUUUUUUGUCUGAUACACUGCUAUGUUUUGCAA
Messenger RNA from Xenopus tropicalis (tropical clawed frog), 1005 nucleotides. It is a transcript of the gene cnrip1, whose product is annotated as cannabinoid receptor interacting protein 1. The record is from RefSeq and is marked provisional. NCBI's taxonomy places the organism in Eukaryota, Metazoa, Chordata, Amphibia, Anura, Pipidae.